Messenger RNA from Amphiprion ocellaris (clown anemonefish), 3477 nucleotides. It is a transcript of the gene atp6ap1a, whose product is annotated as ATPase H+ transporting accessory protein 1a. The coding region runs from base 27 to 1496 and encodes 489 amino acids. Lineage: Eukaryota; Metazoa; Chordata; Actinopteri; Pomacentridae. The record is from RefSeq and is a predicted model, not a curated record. The transcript is spliced from 11 exons. Gene Ontology annotation, cellular component: proton-transporting V-type ATPase complex.
CAGCUGUCAGACUACAGAGGGUAAAGAUGGCGUCUUUAGAGUGUCCACAGCUCCGCAGCAUCUCCGCGGCUUCGGCCGUUUUUCUCGGUUUAUUCAGCUUCUUGAGCGUCUUGACCUCCGGGAGCUGCGACGAGCAGGUUCCUCUGAUCCUGUGGACCAGCGAGGGAGCCGCUGCUCCUCGACAGUUUCCCCCCACAGCGGGUCACAUCGUGGGGCAGCAGCAGCUGGCGUCUUACCUGGAGAAAGCUCUGGAUGUCGGUCCCAGAAACGUGGUGCUGUUCCUGCAGGACAAGAUGAGCAUCGAGGACUUCACCAUGUAUGGAGGAGCUUUUGGGAACAAGCAGGACAGCGUCUUUCCAAACCUGGAGGGAGCUCUCACCUCCUCGUCCUCCCCCCUGGUGUUACCUGCCGUGUCCUGGCCCGCCUCCAACGCUGUGAUUGGUCAGCUCCAGGACCAGCUGGAGACGUCCCCCCUGUACAUGGACCCCGAGACGCUGAGCCAGCUCAGGCUCAACGCCUCGUCUCCGGCCCUGCUGGUGUUCAGGCUGCCCUACGGCAUCGGGGCUGAUCUGAUGUCUGCUAAAGAGGUUCUCAGUGGAAACGACGAGGUGAUCGGUCAGGUGUUGAGCAUCAUGAAGACUCAGGCGGUUCCUUAUACGGCCAUCUACACGGCCCUGCGGCCCUCCAGGGAGGCGGCGUCUCUCUCCAUGGAGGCCGGUCUGGGAGGAGGUCGAUCUCUGCUUCAGGCCAGAGGAGGAUACAGGGAGAGAGAGAGGGAGCGAGAGAGGCAGCGAAAGAUGAUGGAGAAGACCAAAGUCUACGCUCCGGUAGAGUUCAAGAAGGAUGACAGCUCCUGCAUCCUGCUGUGGGCCAGAAGUUUAUCCGUCAGCAUCCUGAGGAACCGCGAGUGGGAAGAACACGAUCUGACCUCGUCCACCUUCGGAGACUCGGCCACCGUCAAGCUGGACGGAUCGGAGUGUGACAAAACCAGAGCCAGGCUGGUUCUGAACUAUGAGAAAGUCCUCGGACACAAAAGCUUCAAAGUGGUGUUUGCUAUGAGCCAGCGUUACUACAAGGUGUCGGCCCGUCGCUGGUUCACGCUGGACACCGUGCAGCUGGAGUACGACGGCGUCAAGGCCAUGUUUAAUGGCAGCAGGAACAUCUACGCUCCCGCUGAGUAUUCCUACCGCUGCGAGUCCGUCACCAGCUUCCGUUGGCCGCUGCUCACCCCCGAGUCGUCCAAAGAUCCGGCCAUCCAGUGGAGGGUUUCCUUCAAAGACUUCCAGAUCCAGGGCUUCAACGUGAGCGGCGGCGACUUCUCGUAUGCCAGCGACUGCGCCGGCUUCUUCUCUCCGGGUAUCUGGAUGGGCCUGAUGACCAGCCUCCUCAUGGUCCUGGUCCUGACCUACGGCCUCCACAUGAUCAUGCAGCUCCGCACCAUGGACCGCUUCGACGACCCCAAAGGCCCGGCCAUCUCCGUCCCCCAGACAGAGUAACGCUUCCCACGACACUUCCACUCCCUCCACCCGUCACGUCCCACUUCCUGUCCAUCUGUGGUUGGGCAUCGCACUAAUUAGAUAAGGGAUAGAUGUCUGUUUAUACUUUCCAAUCCUGGAACUGAACCUCUUCUCUGUUAGCGUUCAGCUGUUCUGAAGGUGUUUCCAAAGACUCUAAAGUAUCGGACAGGUUUCACUCAGUCGAGGCUUUUAGUACUGAUUUUUAGUUUGGACAUCAAAACUGUAAAAUAGUGUAGCGUAAAAGUUUAAAAAAAAAAACAGUGUUUAAAUGUAUCAUAGGUCAGCUGUAGUUCCUGGUUGUUCCACCAGAUGGAGCCUCUUCCUGUUUAAUCCUGUAGAGACCAGAGGAGGAGUCACUCAGACUACAGUUCAUGUUGGAAAGCAGAGAGCAUUGUGGUAGUUUAGUUAACAACGGGCACCAUGACAAAGGCUUCUGGGAUGCUUAAUAACCUCCAACCAGAGUUCAUGAGUUUGCGACAAACUGAGAGAGAAUAGAGUCGCCUUUGAAGCCCAAAUCUUGUGUCUAUUGACUAAAAAAGGCACAAAACCAAUGUGAACUGUGUUAAGUUUAUACCUGAGCGACAUCUGACAUAAAAAUAUGGUGGACAAAAGGUCAUUUAAUCAUCACUAUCACUGUUUUGGGACAUGUAAAAUCCUUCACUAAACAUUACAAAGUCAAACCAAGGCCAGAAUCAGUAUUUUAAAUAUGGAAAAUGCAGUGGUUUAGCUAGCAACGAGCAUUAUGACAAAGACGUAUGCGGCGAUUAAUGACCUCCGACCAGAACUCAUGUGUUUGAAGUCAUGUUCUCUUUGCUCAGUUUGCGUUAUUGAUCAUCGGUUGAUAAGGCUGCAGAUGAUUUAAUGGGAAAGUUAUUCAAAAUUUACAUCCCAGGCCACAAAUUGUGACAACAGACAAACAAAAAUUUUUCGAGUAAAUGACUCAAAACUUAUUCAAAAUCAAUGAAAAUGUGUUCGAAAUUUUCAUAAUUUGUCCAAAACUAAUCAAAACAUCUUAGUUUGUCCAGAAAAGACUGAUCCAAAAACUAGCAAAGUUUGUCCAAAAUGACUCAGAAGUUGUCCAACUUGACCCAAAAAGUCUAAAAUGUCUGAACCACGAGCAAAACUCACCAAAUGAUCUGCUGUAAGAGUGAACACGAGAGUCUUCAUGCACUGCCAGCAUCAGGAACUGAACACCCAGUGGAUCACUGGAAUUAUUGAUGUUGAUGGAACUCAGAUGUCUCUAAAAUGAAAAUUAUUCAAAAUUUGCAUCCCUGGCCAAAAAUGUGAUGACAAACAAACGAAAAUGAAUCAGAUUGAGGUACUGGCAGAUUAAUAAAUACUUCAAUCUGAAAUUUCUCACAAAUAAAAUCACCUGAAAUGACUUUAUUUUGCAGUACGAUUUGGAAAUCCCUUCAGAAGAUCGUCAGAUAUUCUAAAUGAGUUGUUAAAAUAACGCUAACCGAUAAAAAGCUAACUGCAGUCAGUUUUCAGGCUUAUGUAACAUAAAAGGGAGGCGUACAGCAACACAAACAGGGACGAAUAUAUCUUGUGAAAAGUGAAAUGAAUUAUGAGAUGCUAUUUAUUGGUGAAACUGCUGUAAUUUAAUACGUUUACAUUUUGUCUGUGUCUCUGAGUAGAUAGUUGAGAUGUAGCUGUUGAAUGAAGGGAACACAACUGGUUUAUGGACCACAGGUAAAUCCAUCACAUUCGAUCUAGUCCAGUUAACCUUCGUUAUCCAAACAUGACUGCAAGUUUGUUUUGUUUUUUUGAAAACAUGAAUAUCGUAUUUAUUCCUCAAGUGGAGCUCUUAUGACUGACGUGCACUGAAGAACGCUCAAUGUGAACUUUACUUUUCUGUUUGUUAAUUUAUUUUGUUGUCAUGACUUGUAGUGGAUACCAUUGAUGUGUGGUCCUGUGUCGUGCUGCUGCUGUGACCCAAUAAAACAUCUGAAGAUCCAGA